CUGAAAUGACCGGGAAGUGUCAGGAGGAGCAGAGGUGUGGUCUUGAAGGGUUGACUGAGUCUGAUGGUUCACAGCCAUCCUACUGGUGUUUGCUGACUUGAUGGAUAAGGGAGGCAGGUCACUGGAAGGACUGAGCGCGUUCGGGAGCCUGGAGGAACUCAUCUUGGACAACAAUCUGCUCGGGAACGACCUCGUGUUGCCAGGGUUACCCAGGCUCCAUACCUUAACCCUCAACAAGAACCAGAUCACUGACUUGGAGUGUCUGCUUGAUCACCUGGCAGAAGUGACACCAGCUUUAGAGUACCUCAGCCUGCUGGGCAAUGUGGCCUGUCCCAACGAGCUGGUCAGCUUGGAAAAGGAUGAGGAAGACUACAAGAGAUACAGAUGCUUUGUUCUGCACAAGUUGCCCAAUCUGAAGUUUCUGGAUGCCCGGAAAGUAACCAGACAAGAACGAGAGGAAGCUUUGCUCAGAGGGUCAUUCAUGAAGGUGGUGAAGCCCAAGGCUUCCAGCGACCGCGUCACAGCUUCUCCAGAGAACCACUAUACACCCCUGCCUGCUGCUUCAAGGGAUCUCACCCAUCACCGAGAGCCUUGGAAUCCUGUUAGGAAAUUUCCAGUACAAGCAUUUGGGGGAGAUACCAGUACUCAGGUUGGGCAUCUGGGAGAAAUAGACAAGCUCUUAUUACAGCAUGGAGGAUGGGGAGAUUACCUGGCCAAGUAUCAUUUCAGGUGUCCUGGGGAAGUGUCGCUAUGUUUACUACGGGAAAAACUCGGAAGGCAACAGGUUUAUCCGAGAUGACCAGCUCUGAUGGCAAGUUCUGUAUGCUUUAGCCUGUGUCGUAAGAAUAAAAGAAAAAAGGCAAGUAAAAAUAAAGGAAAAACUAAAGAAAAAA
Molecule: messenger RNA, 893 nt
Organism: Neogale vison (American mink)
Lineage: Eukaryota; Metazoa; Chordata; Mammalia; Carnivora; Mustelidae
Gene: LRMDA
Product: leucine rich melanocyte differentiation associated
Exons: 7
Coding region: 101-799 (232 amino acids)
Biological process (GO): melanocyte differentiation
Molecular function (GO): protein binding
Source: RefSeq, a predicted model, not a curated record